Sapajus apella (tufted capuchin) is the source of this 2583-nucleotide messenger RNA. RefSeq names its product C2 calcium-dependent domain-containing protein 6-like. Bases 799 to 2379 code for a protein of 526 amino acids. The record is from RefSeq and is a predicted model, not a curated record. The transcript has 13 exons. NCBI's taxonomy places the organism in Eukaryota, Metazoa, Chordata, Mammalia, Primates, Cebidae.
GAGAACAUACAGUAUUUCGUUUUCUAGUCCUGUGUUAGACUGCUUAGGAUAAUGGCCUUUAGCUCCAUCCGCUGCUGCAAAGGACUAAUAUGGGGGCCUUUAAAGGGAUGGGUGACAGCAGGUUGGCAGACCCAUGAGUAAAUCAUUGCAACUGUCUCGAGUGUGAUGUCCCAAACUAGGUGCCAGAAAGGGAAAAGGUAAGAUUCAGAUAUUUAGGGUCAGGAUUUUAAAAUGUGUCCGAAUUUUUAAGAUUUUGUGGAUAUGACAAUGCUGCAUCAAAUGACUUUGGAACCUAUUGGAAAUUUAAGAGGAAAGAUGAAUAUUAACGUGUUAUGUGUCUGUGGAACAUUUGGGUAAAGAUGUCGAAGCAGACUUGUAUAUUUAACAUCAGGAGCUCAGGUGAUAGUGUAGAGGAAGUAAUGACUGAUACUGUAAAUCUUCUAGAACGAAAUGGUGUACGGAGAAAAGGAUUCACGAGGGGUUAAAGGGCGGACAAGACAGUGAAUAAAGUGGUUGGGCCCAGUGGUGAGGGGCCUUGCUCUGCACCAGCCGGCUCUGACUUCCUUCUAAAGGAGACUGAAAUGGCCUGGCAAGUGCUUGCAGCAGACACUCCAGGCUCGCUAAGCAUGCAUGCCUCCAAAGCUGGCCUCCCGCCACUCCCAGCAGAGGCCCCAACUGAAUGGGUCACUCAAGGCGGCACGCACAGGCUGGAAAAAGGCAUGAAAGGCCGCGGGAGGAUCACGCCUGCGCGGUAGUGGGCCGGCGGUUGGGCGCAGACGGGCACCGGAAGAUGGAGAGAUGGAGCCACCCCUGGAGACAAAUAGGCCUUUCUACACGUUGGAUAACCGCGACGGGCGAGUCCAAACCCUGUCCCCCACCCCUCUAUUGCAGAGGAAUCCCUACAGCAAGUCGGAUAUGAUGAACAUCAGAGGGUCGCAGAUUUCUUCGGUUCGUAAUAUCUCGGACCAGGGCAGGAUGGCUCUGCCUAAAGACAAGAACCAGGAGAGCACCGGGAACCGGCUGCUGAAUAUGCUGAGAAAAACUCUUCAAGGAUCUGAUACUGAAGAACCAGAAACAACACAGGAGACGCCAAAUUUGGUACCAUUUGGUGAUGUGGUUGGCUGCCUGGGUAUUCAUAUAAAGAAUUGCAGACAUUUUACACCUAAGAUUGUUGUUCAACACUAUGAUUAUUUAUUUAUUUGCAUCUCUGUAAAUGAAGUUGUGAAAUGUACAAAAAUGUGUCGCUUGCUAUCCGACGACAGUGAGAAGAACACUGCAAUUACAUUUGAUGAAGUAAAGUAUUUUUCUGUACAGGUUCCCAGACGUUAUGAUGAUGAGCGGAAUAAUAUUUUAUUGGAACUGAUGCAAUAUGACAAUAUAAAAAAAAGUGCAUUCUCGUUAGGGAGUGUUCAGAUACAUCUUUAUGAAGUAAUUCAGAAAGGGUGCUUCAUUGAAGACGUUCAAAUGUUGCAUAGAAACACAUUUGUCUGCAGGCUGGAGGUGGAAUUUAUGUUCUCCUAUGGAAACUUUGGUUAUGGAUUUUCACAUCAGUUAAAACCUCUUCAGAAAAUUAUUGAACCAUCCAUGUUUAUGAAUAUUGCACCACCUCCAGAAAGAACAGACCCCGUGACACAUGUUAUUAAGCCACAGGCAAUAGAAUAUCCAGCAUUCUUAUCCCCAGAUCUGAAUGUUACUAUUGGGACUCCAGCUGGGCAACCCUCCGACCAGCCAUCUGUAGUGCGACUUGAAAAACUUCAACAACCACCCCGGGAAAGGCUGGAAAAUAUGAAAAAAGAAUAUAGAAAUCUGAAUACAUGGAUAGACAAAGCUAACUAUUUAGAAAGCAUUCUAAUGCCAAAAUUGGAACCUAAGGAUCCUGAGGAAACUAAUAUGGAUGAGGCAUCUGAAAGCACAGAAAGUAAUCCAUCUGAAGAGGAACUUGAAAAUGUUAUAGCAGUAGAUUUCCCUCUUGCAAAUGAGGAAGAUGAAGCUACUUCAAAUGAGUUACUGGAUAAUGAUUAUGAGACAGACCUGACUAUGCCAACUUUGAACCAAUCGGACCAAGAUAAUUCAACUUCUGAUGCUGCUAACAGUGAUGAAUCAACACCUCCACUCACAGAAGUGCACCCAUUGUGCACCAUUUCUAGCCAGGAAAUAGUAAAAGCAGGCAAAAUACCACCUUUAGACGAACAUCAAUCAGAAUGCAUUCCAGACAGAAAAAUGGAAAAUAUCUUAUUUCCACCAGAAGUAAAAUUAAAAGAUAACCAUUCAGGCAUUUUAAAAGCAGACUCAUCACUAUCAAAGGUAAAUUUGAGAAGUAUAUGUACAAAUCCAGAGAGAAGGAACUUAAAUUCAUCUCUAACAGAAAUUAGCUGCUAAAACAACAAUCUGAACUUAGCUGAAAGGGAGAACACAAGCUUAGUUUUCCCAGAAUCAAAAUUAUAAGGUUGCUUUCAAAGCCAGGACCCAAAAGAAGACCUUGAGCUCAAGGUGCCUGCCCUUAUACUAGAAAUAUAAGACUAGGGAUACAAAAUAAUCUAUUUUUAAAAAUUAAAUACAAAUAAAUUGAAAAUGCAUUCAAAU